Dermochelys coriacea (leatherback sea turtle) is the source of this 10064-nucleotide messenger RNA. It is a transcript of the gene VGLL1, whose product is annotated as vestigial like family member 1. The transcript is spliced from 4 exons. Gene Ontology annotation, biological process: regulation of transcription by RNA polymerase II. The coding region runs from base 9130 to 9858 and encodes 242 amino acids. The record is from RefSeq and is a predicted model, not a curated record. NCBI's taxonomy places the organism in Eukaryota, Metazoa, Chordata, Testudines, Dermochelyidae. Gene Ontology annotation, cellular component: nucleus.
UUUUUUUUUUAUAAUCAGUGUGUUUAUGUAGGUUAUGGCAAUAAGUUUGUAUAAAUAAUACUUGCCAUUGUGGUUACAUCUUAUUUCCUUAUGAGCAACCUAGAUAAGAGAAUAGUAGUUAUUAUCAGACUUGUAAUCCCUGAUUGUAUUAAAUUGAUGGAUACUUUAAUUUAUUAUAAACUAGUGUGACAAUUUUUUAAUUUUAAAUAAAAUACCCUUUGCGGAUUUUUAAAAGUUGAUUAUGCCAUUGAGAGGAAACCAUUUAAUUCUCACGAUCCCAGUAGAUUCUUUUCCCAUCUUUGAGCACAUCAUGAAUUAUAAACCUUAGCAAAAUAAGUGCUUCUGAUUUGUUUAGGAAGUCUAUAUUGGUUAGCAUAUAAUUAUGCAUAGUGUCAAAUUCAAAUUACUUCUAGCCCAUAUAGUGCUAAACAUAAAAUGUUUCCGCUGGUACAGUAUGUAUUUAACCAUUGUCAUGACCACAAACACAAAUGCUUAAAGCUUCUGUGUGUAACAUGCAGCUUAAUACCAUGGGCAUUGUUUUCAGUGCUUCUCUGUUCUAGCUCCCAAACUCUAGGCUUCGACCUGUCAAGCUUGCAUGCUUUGUUAGCUUUCUAGAGAUCCUAAUUAAUUAUAAAAAAAUAUGCUGGGCAGUUCAAUGUAGCAAUUAAAAAGGGAAUCGAAAUUGCUGCAGAGAAUGCUUGAGAAAUGAAUGUUUUACAGAACUAUGCCUUAUCAGUUACUGUCAAAUCAGAUAAUUUGGUAUUGACUGUUUAACAGUGUGCUUAAAAACCCAUGUAAAACUAAGGAAUUGGUGUAUGUACAGUAACUUCCCCCUCAGUUGAUUUAAAAUUUGAUUGCCCUGCCCAGCUACUGAAAUUUAUUUAAUGAGUGGGGUAAGUUUUAAAUUCUCCUUUAUUUCAGACUGGAAAGAGCACCAACAAAAACUAAAAAAAAACAAACAAAACAAAACCACUUUACUGGCAUUUUGAAAUAAUUUCUAAGAAUAUAAAUUAUUUUCAUGACUGCCUGAAAUUCUGAACCAUUUGUUUCUGCUUCUAGCCAAACAGUCUAAAUUGAAACAUUACAUUGAAAUUGGUACACCUCUCUUCACCUGCCAUUUAUAAUUGGACAGGAAAGUAGGGAAAAUAUUUUUUUAAAGCCAGCAGCUUAUUCAUGAACUAUACAAGAAUGGUGAUAAUGUAUAGAAAACAAAUAGUGAGACACAUGACCGUUUCCAAUAGGGUGUUUAUGUAAAUAGUGGUUUUAAGUUAGAGUACUUUUCCUUUUUAUUUUAUACAAUAAUUAUGAAAGUUUUCGUAAUUCAUUAGCUUAUAUGGGAAAUUACAGUUUGCCAUAUGGUUAUAGAGAAUCAUGUGAUCACAAAACAUGAAUUUGAAGCACAUGAUCAUGAAUCUAAUAUUUUAGUACAAUUAAGUUAGUGGAUACUGUCGAAUUCUUAACUCUGAUCUGCAGACAAGCAGAACUUGUAAAUGUAUUAUUGUUCAAUGAUUUUUUUUGACCUCUAGUAAGUGUUUUUAUGCCAAAUGACUAUGUAGUAAUAAACUUCUAAAAUACAAUAUCUACCCCCAAAAUAGUUUGUUACAUGGUUACAAUUCAAAAGUAGCAGAAAACCUGAGUCUUGUCACAUGGUCGGAGAUUCACAAAACUCUCACAUAACCAGUCCCACUGAAGAAAACUGCACUUGUGAGUACAGUUUUAUAGGAUUGAGUCCAUGAUCCCCUCAAUUCAGUAAAGAUGGCAAGAUCAGGAUUCAUAUGGGUUUCUAGUUUUCCUUAUGUUUCAUUCCAAAGUGCUGUCUAUAUACUGCUUGUUUUCAGACUCUACCUUAAACCUUAGCUUUUGAAAGCUGUUUUCCUAAUCUGAUCUGUGCUGUUUCUGCCUGAAUGCCUUUAUGAAGUUGUUACAGUUAGCAGAGUAAACAGGUCUUGUCAGAAGUGAACAUUUCAAGAAGUUAUCCCCCCUUUUUUAAAAAAAAUAUUAUAGUGUCUUUGGAAAGGCCAACUGUUUCUGGUCUAGCAGUAAAUUGAAAUGAUUUGCCAGUAAUCAAUGUAGCUCAAAUUCAAAGAGCUGCUUUUUGAAGAUCCUGCUCGUAGAUUUAGAUAGUGGUAAAGCACUGAGUGUAUUUAAAAUAAUUUAAAUACAAAAGGGGGAAAAUAUUAAAUAGUUUUCACUUAUAUAAAGUGUAGAUAAUAUUGCCAAGUUCUAACCUAUUCCUUAUUUUGUAUUGAAGGGCCAAAUUAUACUGAUCUGUCAUUUAAUAAUUGAAUAAUAGUAUAAUGAUUCAUAGAUGCUUAUGUAUAUAAGAGGUGGUAAUACUGUACUAAGCCAAUUACCGGUAAGUACAAUGCAAAGAUUAGACUGGAAGGGGGGGGAAGCCCCAAAGGAGCAGAUUUAAGUGUUUUUCACAUUUGCGUGUACAUGUCUGAAGAGAAGAGGUGUAGGGAUAGUUUAGUUUCAUUUUGCAUCAAAAUGUUUGUUGCUCCUGCUGAUUCACUUUUAAAAUACAGCUGGAUAUACUCAACUCUUAACUGAGUUUCAAUCCUUAAUAUAAGUUUUAUUUUGUACAGGGAUUGCAAUUUGCUUAAAAUCAUUAAUGUAUUAAAUGCAGUGCAUUUUGACCUAAAAACUUGUCCCAGAUUUCAUUCACAAGGCUAAACUAUUUAAUUUUUUGAAUAUUUAGUCCCAAUUCACUAAAGUGUACAGAUAUUAGGUGCUUCCUAAAACUACACUGAUCUUCGAAUUCUACAGUGAAUUAUUAUCCACAUCUUAAACUCUAUAUUACAACCAGACUAAAUUCCUUCUAAGACAUCACACCGCUUUAGAUUUUUUAGACUCAACAUCAGUUUUUUUUCUGAAUUUGAGAAAAUAUGCUAUAGUAUGACAAAUAAAUUAAAUUUUGUAUAUUAAGGAAGUCAUGUUAAAUUGAUGUGAGCGUGUGCUGGAUUAUGCAGGGCUUGAAGUUUUUGGUAUUAAGGUAUUCUGAAAGUGCUAUCAAAUAUCAUUAUAGAAAUACAAAAUGGCUUUCAAGGCUAGUGUCACAUUUUUUGCACUGACCCAUUAUGUAAUACUACUGUAGUAAUAUUGUAAAAUUGUCUUUCAGUAAAUUAACUGAGUUUUUCUAAUUGGUUUUUCCUUAAAGCUAAAUUGAAUUUACCAUUCAAAAUUCUCUCAUUCUGAAAGUAAAUUUUUUAAAUAUUCCUUCAUACUUAUAAUUUCUAGCCCUGUGACAGAAUCGAAGAAGCUCUUGAUUUGUCUUGAAUUUUUUUUUGUUUCUUAAAGGGGUUGUGUGUUAUACUACCUUUUUAAUAAACAAACUUAUAAACAAGCCAGUCUUUGCUUCUCUGAUCAGUGUUUGAAAGAAUGUAUUUAAGCUAAUUCCUCAUUCGAUUUGUUUUGUAUGUUUUUUGUUAAGACAGCAUGAAUGAAUAUUUAUAACUUGAUGUUGCACAGUAAUUUUAAUGCAUGUGUACAUAUAUGCUGAUGUUUUAGAGCCAGACUUUGUAUCUCUCUGGUAAGGUUACUUUACAAUACUAUAUAUUUUUUCUCUCAGUACUAUAAAAGAUUCUGAAGAUGGAUGGGCAGACUGAAACCACACUUCAUUCCACCCUGUCAUAUUGCAGUUUCUGCUGGGUAACUCGCAUCAAGAUGACAGAGUAGAAAGUGUUUAGGAUAGAGAAAGUUUAAGCAAGCAACUUAACUACCAUAUUCUGUUGAACAGAUGCUUUUUGUUGUACCCACAUACACGGCUAUAGCCAUCACUUCAGUAGGACCAGAAAGCAGAGGGAUAUAAGGUCGGGUAGGAGAAAGGGAAAAUGGAAAAUAGGGCAUCUGGGGGUGGCACCUAAGCAACCUUUCCUCUUCAAUGUUGAAUACAAUCUAUGUAAAUGACUUCAAAUAUGUCUGACCUUUUGUAGGAAGGUAACAUUUUUGACCCUGGUCAUGUACCUGUGGUUCUUUGCCACGUUUCUUUUUACUAGGAACUGUUCUUUAAUGCAGAUAUUGUCUCCUUGAUUGUGUACACAUUGUGAACAAAAUCCUAUUUUUAAAAGCCUAUUUUCCUCAUUCCUGAAACCUCCUAACCCGGUUGACUUGUUGGAGUGCAUUUCAUGCAUUCUUAGUAACAAGGUUGAAGGAAACGCCUAGUUCAGUCACAGCUAGGGAGUUCAUGCACACUCCCUGCAUUCUGCUGCAAAGUGCACACGUCCAUGCUGGGAAAGGAUCACAGACUUCACUGCAUACCACAGCAUGACUGUUCAGAGUGUUGAUAGUCUCUCAGUGUGGAUCAAUUGAAGGCAGUAAAAUAAGGUAAGAGAAUCCUGUUGUGGUAUUAGUCCUCUUACAUUAACUUCUCCACAUGUAUUUGGUAAAGGGUGAGGCUUUUUCACUGAACUGUUUACAUGCUGCUUGGAAAAACAGUGAGGGAAAAAAGAGAAUUUUUUCCAGGCAGUUCUGAAUCUCUGGGCAGCAGGGAACGGAGGACAAAGUUGCUCCGUGAGACGCUGUCUGUUUGAGAACCAGCGCAGAGCUUUGUCAUCUGCAGCAACUCUGACCAUUCGGGUUCCCAGGGACUUACUAGCUACACACCUUUGCUCUCCAAGAGCAAAUGACCUUUGUACAACCAGAAGGUGGGAAUGGACGAUGGGAUGGAUCACUUGAUUACCUAUUCAUUCCCUCUGGGGCACCUCCACUGGCCACUGUCAGAAGACAGGAUACUGGGCUAGAUGGACCUUUGGUCUGACCCAGUAUGGCAGUUUUUAUGUUCUUACCUGCACCAAGUCUAACCGUAGAGGAGAGAAUCUCUUGGGGACCCAUUUUAAGGCAAUAAGUCUGUUCUUGUAUUAGAGUAAGAGAUUGUUUAAAAAAAAAAAAUCUUAAAUCCUACCCUGUUUGUACUCUUCCAACCUGAACCAAUAUAUUCCUCUUAAACACAUUUUGACAGUUGUUUGUGGUAGGUAAGCAAACUAGUGGCUUCCAGCUCUGUGACCAUUUGCCCUGGAAGCAAUGUAUGCUACCUCUUUGCAUUCUUCCUGCUAGAGAGAAGUGGGAAGUUAAGGUUGGGGUGGUUAACAUAGUGUACAGUGCUCCCGAAUCUUGUACUGUCAACUUCCCUAUCACCCAAACCUUAUCCAAACAGUUCGUUCUAGGGGAUGGAUAGAUAGAGAUAGAAAUGAUAUCUGCCAUGAUUCUGUUGCCACAAGUUGGCUUCAAAAAAAUUGCAUGGUUUUAGGUGCUCAGACACCAUGGGUAUGAGCAUGGUAUGGAAAACUAGAUACUAAUUAUCUUCUCGUAGUACUUUGUUGUAUCUUGUCUAGUGCUGUAACUACGCAGCCCUUUUCACUAAGUGAGAGGAGUUGAAGAUGCUCAGCAACUCGUACUGGAAAAAAAAUGCCUGCCUGAGGAUUCAAUUUAAAGUCAUGAAUCGACUGAGGAUGGUUAACUAGGGUGACCUAGGGACAUUAUCAGUGAUUUGUAAUGAGAGAAGUAGUCCUUUGGCCUGGAAAUUGAAUGCUUGCAAACUUAAUGAGUUUUAACAUAUGUAAGCACAAAUAACGGAGGCAAUAGUCUUGGAACAGUUGUUUUCAAAAGAGCAUUCAUUAGGGGGAGUCCAAUGACAGUGUGCUUGCCAUCCCUCUAAAAGGAAGGCACGGAAUAGAUUUGACCCCUGCAAGUGCUCUGGCAGCAAGUGACCCUGAGCAUGAUCCCUUCCACUAGACUGAAAAAAAAUCACCUGUGGACUCAGAUGGAGAGAGACCCACUUAAUGAUUCAUACUGGAAUUUACAUGAUGCAGCUGCCUGUGGGUCUGGGAUUUCCCAAAUCAAGGCAAAGUAAAAGCCACUGUUUCUUCACUAAGGUAAAUCAGCUGUGCUGUUUGGGGCAGAGUAUGAACAAUGACAGUGGAAAAUCAAGUAGGAAUAGUGUGCUUUUCUGGUGUAAUUGGAGUCCAAGCUCUUUGAGGCAUGAACCUUCCCAUUUAUUAAUUUUUGUGAUUGCACCUAGAGGCCUCAGUCAUGAAGCAGGACCCCUUUGUGCUAGGAAAUGUGUAUAAACAUAAGGUGGUCUCAAAAUUUGUAAUUGCACCUAAUUUUUAGUCUGAAUAUGUCUAGCUUUAACUUCCAGCCAUUUGAUUUGAUUAUGUCUUUCUGCUAGAGUUAAAUCAGAAAUUUAAUUCCCACAUAGGUAUGUAAAGACUGUGAUCAAGUCACCUUUUCAACUUUCUCCUGGAUAAGAUAAAUACUGAGCUGCUUUAGUCUCACAGUAAGGCAGAUUUUCCAGACCUCAUUAUUGUAUCUUUUCUAAACCCUUUCCAGUUUGUCAAUGUCCUUUUUAAAGUGUGGACACCAGAAUUGGACACACUAUUCCACCAAAGAUUGCACCUAUGCUGUAUAGAGAGGUAAUACCAUCUCCCUAGUGCCACUUGAUUUUCCUCUGCUUAUGCAUCCAUAGAUCUUAGCUUUCUUAACUGCAGCACCAUAAUGGGAGCUCAAGUUGAGCUGGUUAUCCACCUGCCUCCAAGUCUCUUCAGUAUCACUUUCCAAAAUACAGUCCCUUUGCUAAUGAUACACAUUGAAACCGAUGGCAAAUUUCAUCAGUGCUUACACCUUUCCAGCAAAAGAUUUUUUUUAAAAUGAGUUAGGGAAAUGCUGGUCUCAGUUUGCCUAGUAUGAAUAAAUGUGCUUCUAUCAGUGCCUUGGAAUGUCCACUAUAUGGAAAUCAAAGGAUUUCUCAUAUGGCAAUUUAUAAAUAGUUAAAAUAGCCUGCCUCUAAUAGGGAAAAGCUUAUAUAGAUAGGGGCAUUCAUUUGUGUGCGGCAAGAUGUAAUUUAAUCCUGAGUCAGGAUUUGAAAGUCUUUGGGAAUUCCCUGAUUUGGAAUAUCUGAGCUGGGCCAAGGCUUGUUUCCUCCCCCAAAUGAAAUAAAUAUAGCAUCAUCAGUUUGUGUUUGGUUUGUCACUUGAUAGUCUAACAUGAAUGUGUAAAGAACUACGUUUCUAAGCUCCACUGAAGUAAGUGUCAUAAGAGAACAUAGUGUAGGGUUUUCCUUUCCCUCUGAGAUAACAUUCUUAUGUUGAUGGUAGCAAGACAAUGGAGACAGAGCCUUUUUUGAGAUCUGUUCCUUAAAGGAUCUCAAAGCAUUUCCCAGACACUGGUGAAUCAACUGUAAUACCUCAGAGAAGAGUUGGUCAAAAAAUUCAACAUCACUUCCAUUGCACAAUGCUGUUCAUCAGACUCAAGGUGUUUUGUGAGAAUGUGUCAACUUUGACAACAUUUGAGGGAAAAAUUCAAAGUGGAAUAUUUAAUGUAGACAUUUCAUUUUGACUUUAAAAAAUUAACUUUUAUAAAAUGAAGUUUAAAAAAUUUCAACCUUAUUGGCUAAAGUGUUUUGACAAGGUCAUUUUAGAAUUUUUUUUGUGGAAUAUUUCAAGAUUUGGCUUUGUCCUGAUUUUGGAGGAAAAUACAUUUCAGCAUGUUGAAUUUCCUGGGGGACAGAAAUUCCAUUUUCUGACCUUCUCUAUGAGCUAGGAGAAGGUGGGAGUCUCCCAUUUUAUUAAUGGAAUAAGUGAAGCGACUUGCUUGUAGUUCACACAGUAAGUCAGUAUUGCCAACCCUUGUGAUUUCAGCUGGGACUACAAGUUGUCUUGCCAUGACUAUGAGAAGCUUCAGCCUUGCCUGGAGGGAAAACCUAUUCUGAUUAGUUGCCUUCCAUACCUGCCCACCUUCUGGGGAAGAGUAGCCAGUCAGGGCUGGUGUAGGAAUUAAGACAAAAAAAAUUCUCACAAUUUGGUGGCCAAAUUAUGAGGUUGGUGGGGUUUGUUUUUUUAAAGUCUGACAUUUUUGAAUUUGGCAUAGUCAGGGCUGAAGUUCCAGAUAGCACAGAACUUUUGAGCUCACUUAUUGCAUCCAUGCCACUUCCAUUGACCACUAUGGGAAUUGUGUGCCUGCAACAGACAAUAAUGGGACUCCCAUAGUUCUGAUUCCCAGGUUCCCAUGCUAAUCACUAAACCAUGCCAUCUCCUGCAGAUGUUGCAAAGAAUAGUUCCUGUACUACAGUCUGUCCAGAGGUACGGGGGAACAAUAACUGGUGCCAAGCAGGCACUUGCCAGCACUGAUUUUAAAUGAUAGAAAAUGAGUAGAGUGCACCAAGCAAACAAAUUUAACUUGCAGCUGUUCAGAGAAUAUAGACAUACGUGGUCCUAAAUCUAGGGCUUCUGCAAAUACUUCUGACGCUAAUAUGGCAUAGCUAUUACCUUGUAUCCAUCUAUUUGUUUGUGUGCAAACAAUAUUUUUAUUAUUUAAGCUUGAAAGUGCUAUUUUAAACAAGCAUUGGAGUGUGAGGAUCUCUCCAAGUGCAGCCUUUGAUCCUCAGGAUAAAUAUUAAUUUAACAACAUUAUGGUUAACAGUCAAGUAGCUUCUGUAAUGGUUCUGUGGCACCACCAUGAGACAGCAUAGAGGCACAGUGGUGGCUGGCUAAGACCAUCUUAAUACUAUUUUUGCCAGCUUGGCCAGGUGGACACCGUUCCUUUCUAGAGCUGAUGCCAAUGGACCAUCAGGCUCCCAUUUUGUGACUUGGAUAAUACUGUGCAGAACACAUGGAGUCUAGGCACACUACCUUCCAAAAGAGGACUGCUGAGUGAGUGAACAGCUCAUGUCACUGGUUCCCUCCCACCCCACCCUUUCUUUCUGCCUUAUUUGGGAGCUCCAGCCAUUGAUCCUACACAUGCAUAGAAAUUAUGUAGCAGAGAUAAAUUUAUCCAUUCCCAUACCAGCCUUUGCACCUAUGGAUUAUAAAAAAAAACUUACUGCAAGGACCAACCUGGCCAGUUGGCAUCAUUAAGCUCUUUUUAUCCCUGUACAGAUAUCCAUGUGCACCCAUCAAAUUUGAGCUAGCAACUAUGUACACACAGGGUUUGUAGGUCCUUGUGCAAAUUGGUGGGAAAAGGGUGAGUAGCAAACAGGAGCCCAGAUACAGGAUCUGACCCCGUUUCUACUGAAAGUGGUCCUUCAAGUCCUACUAGCUUCAGUGGGAAGACAAUCAAACCCAACAUUGGCAAUACAAUCUUGGUUCAGAAGUCCUUCUUAUUUUUGUUCAUAGGCACGGCUAGUUACUGAAGAUGGAAGCAGAAAGGAAAAACUCUCCAACACUGAGUAAAAACAAACAGCCUGUGAAAACAGAAUGGGGGUCUCAGAGUGUUGUAUUUACUUACUUUCAAGGGGACCUUAACAGUGUGAUAGAUGAACACUUUUCUAGAGCAUUAAGCAAUGCCAAGAACCCACAAGAUCUGAGCACAAAGCACAAGAGUGAGGCUGUUAUCCUGAAGAAUGAUAGUCACAUGUCUCCCCAUCAGUGGAAUUUCUCUUCUCAUUGGACCAAGUCGUAUCAAUCAUCUCCUGCUACAAACCUAUCAAAUUCUGAUCUGAACUUGUUGGCUGCUGCUACAGACCAUCAUCAGACAUCAGUUCUGGGGAAUCUUCCUAUUCAGCCUGCAGAUUUGUGGCACUUCCCUUCAAUAGCUAAUCCAAGUCUCACUGAUUCAGGAUAUCCUCGCUCCUUGCCUGACCCUCCUACGGUGCAGAGACCAAUGUCUGACGGGAAACAUGGUUCUCUCCUUGACUUUCUGCAACAGGAAAGGUGCCCAGCAUCUAGCCAGGAAUCUACCGUGAAGCAAAGCUCUAGCUCAGCCUGUAUUACUGGAUCAGCUAGGUUACAAAAUAUGAGUCAAAGUUUAACUCCCAGGGGAGACAGGAAAGCCAGCUGCUAUCAAAGCCCAGGAAACCCCAGCAUCAGUCUUGCCAGUUCAGGUGUCCAGUCUCACGAUAGAAGACGAGACUUAUACUUUUAGCCAAUGGACAUUUCUGCUUUAUGCCUGGAGAGUUCUUUCCAUGAACUUUUAUAAUUUGCAGUUGUGAAUCAGGAGGAAAUAGACCACAGCUAUUCUGUGUUUUUUCACCAGCCAGUUGCAUGUCUACACAUGCUAAUAUGCUAUUUUGUAAAUGAGAGUGAUUUACAUCUAAGUAAAUAACUUCCAGCCUAUGUGAUUCUACCAUA